This is a messenger RNA of Trichophyton rubrum CBS 118892, 1506 nucleotides long. RefSeq lists its product as uncharacterized. Lineage: Eukaryota; Fungi; Ascomycota; Eurotiomycetes; Onygenales; Arthrodermataceae. The transcript is spliced from 4 exons. Gene Ontology annotation, molecular function: iron ion binding; oxidoreductase activity, acting on paired donors, with incorporation or reduction of molecular oxygen, reduced flavin or flavoprotein as one donor, and incorporation of one atom of oxygen; heme binding. The coding region runs from base 1 to 1506 and encodes 501 amino acids. The record is from RefSeq and is a predicted model, not a curated record.
AUGCUUGCUCUCCCGCUCGGCUGGCUGUUGCUCGGUAGCUUCGUCCUCUACAGGUUCGCCCUGUACGUCCACACUGCGCUCGCCCGCCGUCGUGCUGCAAAGGAGCAUGGCUGCAAGGCGGCGCCAGCAUAUCCCGAUUUCGAUCCCAUCUUCGGCCUGGGGCUUGUUUUCGAGGCCAUCAAGAGCAACAAACAUGACACAUUCCUCGAGGACGUCCGGAACCGGUACCUGAAAUACGGCAACACUUUUACCAGCAAGCUCACCGGCCUCCCCAUAAUAACGACUUGUGAACCGGAGAACGUCAAGACCGUGCUGGCCAUAAAGUUCAACGACUACCAGCUACCGCCACGUCGCAAGGCCGGCUUCCGUGAGCUCUUCGGCAACGGAGUCUUCACCAAUGAUGGCAGCGACUGGGAACACUCCAGGGCGAUGCUGCGACCCAACUUCUCGCGCUCGCAGAUUGCAGACCUAAACAUGUUCGAGCGUCAUGUCCGCGAGCUUAUAGAGCUGAUCCCUACUGACGGCUCGACUGUCGACCUGCAGAGCCUCUUCUUUGGCAUGACGCUUGACUCUGCCACCGAGUUCCUCUUCGGAGAGUCUGCCAGCACUCUGUCCGGCCACCGCAGCACUGCGCCUAAAGGCGACAUCUUCGGCCAGUCGUUCGACUACUGCACCGGCUACAUUGGAAAACGCUUCAGGUUUGGGCUGCCGUCCAUCUGGGGGAACAAGAAGUACAGGCAGGGGGUCAAGGAUGUACAUACCUUUGCAGACCAUUAUGUUAGGAAAGGAAUCGAACGGUACAACUCGCGGGAGAAGCUUGGAGAUGUUCCUGAUGAGUCUGGCCGAUAUGUCUUUUUGGACGAGCUGGUCAAGGAGACACAGGAUCCGCUGGUGCUGAGGUCGGAACUUAUGAACAUCCUGCUUGCCGGCCGUGAUACCACUGCCAGUCUGCUCAGCGUGCUAUGGAACACCCUAUCGAAACGCCAGGAUGUCUGGGAGAAACUCCAGGCCGAGGUUCAGACGCUCGACGGCCGCGCUCCCUCUUUCGAAGAGAUCAAGAACAUGAAGUAUCUCCGCUUUACCUUGAAUGAGAUUCUCCGUCUAUACCCCGUUGUGCCAGGCAACUCUCGCAGUGCCAUCCGGGACACCGUUCUCCCUCGCGGCGGUGGCCCAGACGGCCAGUCUCCCGUCUUCGUACCCAAGGGAACCUCGGUCAUUUAUAGUGCAUUCUCCAUGCACCGUCGUACCGACAUCUACGGCCCGGACGCUCUUGAAUUCAAGCCUGAGCGAUGGGAGACCAUCCGCCCUGGCUGGGGCUAUCUGCCGUUCAACGGUGGUCCCAGAAUCUGCCUUGGCCAACAAUUUGCUCUUACCGAAGCUUCCUAUGCUACUAUCAGAAUCAUGCAGACCUUCAAGAACAUCGAGUCAAGAGACCCGCAUCCAUGGACCGAGCUGCUUACCGUCACUUGUUCUAGCAAAUAUGGUGCUAAGGUGGCCUUGAGCUGA